GCGCGGGGAGGGGAGCUCGGGAGGGCGGCAGCGCGCGUUUGCGAGCUGCGAGCAGAACCGGUGGCGGCGCGCGGAGGCUUUGCUAAAAAUAGCAACUCUUGGGGAGGGCAGUGGAGGGUGGAGAUGGGAGGGAGGCGGAGAGGCCGGGCCGGGAGCUCGGAGCGGCGGAGGCUGGGCGGGGCCGGACCCGCGGCGGGAGCGCCGGAGACCCGCAGGCCGGGGAGGCGCGGGCCUCGGGGCAGAGGGGCGCGGAGCACACCUGGGCUCGCGGCUGAGGCUCGGGGAAGGACGCGCGGGAGUCUGGAGGACCCGGCGAGCCUUCUGGGGUGGAGCGGAGCAGAGCGAGGGGCUGGGCCAGCGGUUCUUCCCAGGGGAAGGCCCGUGUGCCUAGGAAGAUUCGGGAUUUCUGAAGCGAAACACGCCCACGCGAGGCUCCAGGUGCGCGGCCGGAGUCCGUCCUGGCCCGCCCCGCGGCAGCCGGCGGCCGUGCCCGAGGACCGCGCGGGACAGGAGCCCGGCCGCCGCCGCGCGCGCCCUGCUCGGGGAGCCCCGGCCGCUCAGGGACCACACGGGAAACGCGAAGAAAUCCGCUGACUGUUACUGGAAACACGAAUUAGCUUUGACGCGUUUUAAGGCUGACCAGAGCAUCUUCUCUGAGACCAACCCUGAUAGAAGAGAGGCACAGUUAAUAGCUCCGAGGUGGGUGGGCCCCUGUAGUGGUGGUUAGUAUUUUGACUUGUGGACUUUUUUUUUAAUAGCUGUAACUUAGUCUACACUAGCAUCACUAAUACCUAUAGAAUCCUUUAUAAAGUCACUGAAAAAUGUCAAAAAAAAUUCAUUUAAAAUCUAAACACACUUGUCAAAUGUUAACAUACGAUCACCUGAAGAGGCUAAUGUAUAUGGCAUAUAUAAUUUGACCCUCAAAAGAAUUAAAGCUUGUGUC
Messenger RNA from Manis javanica (Malayan pangolin), 943 nucleotides. The record is from RefSeq and is a predicted model, not a curated record. Lineage: Eukaryota; Metazoa; Chordata; Mammalia; Pholidota; Manidae.